Molecule: messenger RNA, 921 nt
Organism: Diaporthe citri
Lineage: Eukaryota; Fungi; Ascomycota; Sordariomycetes; Diaporthales; Diaporthaceae
Exons: 1
Coding region: 1-921 (306 amino acids)
Source: RefSeq, a predicted model, not a curated record
AUGGACGCCCUCAAGCACUUCGUCGAGCUCAUCAUGACGCCCUCGGCGCCCGUCUUCAUCAUCGGCGGGCUGAUCGUGCUGCUCGUGCCCAUCCUGAUGCACCUUUGGGUGACCAAGUCAACGACCUACACCGUGCUCCCCUCGGUCCUGCUCACGGGGCCCUCGGGCGCGGGCAAGACCUCGCUGCACACCCUCCUCGAGCGCCGCGGCUCGCCCUCCGAGACGCACACCUCCCAGACCUGGUCCGCAGUCGAGCUGGCCGUCAGCGAGGACGGCGGGCCCUCCUCCUUCCGCGACGACCUCGACGCGGGGGGCGCGACAGCCUCCAAGUUCCUGCUCGUCGACACCCCGGGCCACGGCAAGCUGCGGCACUACGCGCACGGGCGCCUCACGCUCGAGGGCACGCAGUCGACGCGGCUCAAGGCCGUCGUCUUUGUCGUCGACGCCGCCGCCCUGGCCGAGCCCGACGUCCUCGCCGACACGGCGUCAUACCUGUACGAGGUGCUGCUCGCGCUGCAGCGCCGCAUGGGCAACACCGCCACCAGCAAGGCCCCCUACGCCAUCCCGCUCCUCGUCGCCGCCAACAAGACCGACCUCUUCACCGCCCUGCCCGCCAAGCUCGUCCGCACCAGCCUCGAGAAGGAGCUCGGCCGCAUACGCCGCACCCGGAGCAAGGGCCUGCUCGAUUCGGGUGCCGACGCCGGCGGCGACCUCGGUGCCGGUUCGGACGACGCGGACGACUGGCUGGGCGAGUACGGGAGCGCCGAGUUCAAGUUCGACCAGAUGCGCGAGUUCGACACCGAGGUCGAUGUCAUCAGCGGCAACAUCACCGGGGACGGCCCCGGCGCCGACGCGUGGUGGACCUGGAUUGGGAGCAGGAUAUCUGCCUGGCAAGGAGAUCGGAAGCACGCCAGAAACUAG